UCAGCGAGGAGUGCGACGCGGGGCUUGAAAACCGUACCUACCUUCGUAAAUAUAUAAAGGAUGUAUAAAGGAAUCGUACUGUACUGUAGUCAUGCCCUGUCUGUGAUUCUCCCGUCUCUUCCCUGCUGCAGGAUAAUGUCUGAGGGCGGCAGUCGGGGCGACGUGGCAAUGAGGGCGGACGCGAACGUCCACAGGCCGGGGGUCACGCCGGAGGAGAUGGCGGCCGGCUACGACGAGUGGUCCGAGAACUACGAGGAGAUGAUGAUCUGGAAAGGCGGGUACCGUGGCCCCGCCAUCACGCUGGAGGAGGCGCUGCGUUGGGUACCCCCGGAGCGGCGAGCCAAGGCCAGGGUGCUGGACGUGGCCGCCGGGACGGGCUGUGUGGGUCGCGAACUCCACCGGGAAGGCUUCAGGUGGGUGCCGCAGGGCCGCAGACAGGGGGAUGUCCGGUCACCAUACUUAAAUAUCCUCCAGUCCACUGCCUCCUGCCUGCCAGUGCCUCAGCCUCAACACGAGUCCAACGCCAAGAGAUGAAGAUGAUGUGUUGGAAAUUACAGCAGCUUGUGUAGAGGCAGGGCCGCUGGGUGGGAACUGGGAGCGGGCAGGAGCGGCAUUACUAUAGUCCAUCGACUCUAACUUAAAAUUGAGCCCUGUGACUUGGCCCGGGGAAACCCCCAUUGUUUACAGAUCUAGCGAUGACCUGCGCAUGGCAUUCUGUCUCACUGUUAGUCUGUACGUUAUAUAUUUAUGGAAUAUAUAUACAUUCAUAAUACGACUGCGUGGUGUUAUGAAUGGCUUGGGAUUAGAGGGAAAGACAACGACUCAGUAAACCUUCCAUAUCACUUGGCAACGUGGCUCAUGCAACGUUGCCGCCUGACGGACCUUGGCAACAGGCGCCAGGCCGCACCAUUCAGCGUUACGCCACAAUGGACAAAUCAAGUAGAUCUCACUCUCGC
Eriocheir sinensis (Chinese mitten crab) is the source of this 956-nucleotide messenger RNA. RefSeq lists its product as uncharacterized. NCBI's taxonomy places the organism in Eukaryota, Metazoa, Arthropoda, Malacostraca, Decapoda, Varunidae. The transcript is spliced from 2 exons. The record is from RefSeq and is a predicted model, not a curated record. Bases 61 to 534 code for a protein of 157 amino acids.